CUCCUACAACAUUCUUUUUCGUUCCCUAUUUAUCGAGACGACCAAGUCCCCCUUGGAGUUGCAUUGCACACAUACAUACGUAGAGAGAUCAAAAAACCUAAUCGCGCAGAGUAAAAGCAAAAAAGAAGAAGAAGAAAUCAGAGAGAAUGUCGUGGCAAGCAUACGUUGAUGAGCAUUUGAUGUGUGAUGUCGGCGACGGCCAAGGUCACCACCUAACCGCCGCCGCUAUCAUCGGCCAUGACGGUAGCGUUUGGGCUCAGAGCGCUAAUUUUCCUCAGUUCAAACCUCAAGAGAUCACGGACAUUAUGAAGGAUUUCGAUGAGCCGGGUCAUCUCGCUCCCACGGGCUUGUUCCUCGCAGGGCUAAAGUAUAUGGUAAUCCAAGGCGAGCCUAAUGCUGUCAUCCGUGGCAAGAAGGGAGCUGGAGGGAUCACGAUCAAGAAAACAGGACAAUCAAUGGUGUUUGGUUUGUACGAAGAGCCAGUGACUCCAGGACAAUGCAACAUGGUUGUCGAGAGGUUGGGUGAUUACUUGAUCGAACAGGGUCUUUAAACCAUCUACAAUGCUUUACAUCUCUUUUUCUAAUUCAUAAAACCAUUGUCUCUCUUUUUGGGUGCAUGGUUUUGGUUUUUCUUUUUAUCUUUUUAAAAAAAAAAAAUUAUUUGGGGUCUUUCUGGUUUCUACCUUAGCAAAGUUUAACAGAAAACUGAAGCCUAGGUUGCAGACAAUAACACAAAGCCUGUGUGAAGAAGCCGAGACUUAAAGACUAUCUUUUUUUUUUCCUCUCUUUUUCAUGGUUUCGUGAUUAAUUUGUUUGUUCUAAAAAAAUUAAUUUUACCGUACAUUUAUUUGUUGAGUAUAUACGCUCAUGUCAUUCUGAUUCA
Molecule: messenger RNA, 883 nt
Organism: Arabidopsis lyrata subsp. lyrata
Lineage: Eukaryota; Viridiplantae; Streptophyta; Magnoliopsida; Brassicales; Brassicaceae
Product: profilin-4
Exons: 3
Coding region: 147-551 (134 amino acids)
Cellular component (GO): cell cortex
Molecular function (GO): actin monomer binding
Source: RefSeq, a predicted model, not a curated record